Messenger RNA from Cyphellophora attinorum, 972 nucleotides. RefSeq lists its product as uncharacterized. The record is from RefSeq and is a predicted model, not a curated record. The transcript has 2 exons. The coding region runs from base 1 to 972 and encodes 323 amino acids. NCBI's taxonomy places the organism in Eukaryota, Fungi, Ascomycota, Eurotiomycetes, Chaetothyriales, Cyphellophoraceae.
AUGGCAGAGCCACUGAGCAUGGCUGUGAAAGGCGAUGUGGAGUCUGCCCAACAUCUGGACAGGGGACUAGGAUUCGCCGGAUUGUCUGGGUUCAUGAGCAGCGACAAGGAGCGCUCAGGCUUCGUGUUUCGCAGAUUCUCGAGUCUUGCAGCCAGGGACAUUUUGUAUAUGCAGAGCGAGCUGCUGGACCUGGAGCAGCAACUAGAGCGCCUUGACAAGGAGGAUGCAACUGGUGGAAGUGAAGAGCGACGAAUGGCGAAGAAUUGGCAGCAACUAUGCGAUCGCAGUGAUACCAGUGCAGCUGGUAGGCCUGGUCAGCCAUCUGCGACGCGACGUAGGAACUUGAUUCUGGAAAUCCGAGAGAAGCUGAAAGAGUACCAGGAAGCGGUCUUGAGAAAUUCUGAAGUCCUCAAACUCCAUCGUGUACCAGGAGACGUCCAUGACGCGCUAUUGGCAUACUUCUGGGCCACGGAAAAGAAGCAAGGCGUUCCGAUGCUGACGGGCGUAUGUGAGCACGUUUAUGGCAAAGAUCCGGGCAAGUUGUCAAUUAAGGAGAACAAUGCACGCAAGAAACGCGAGCGCGAUGAACUCAUGACAUUAGCUCUGCGUCGCUUCGAAGAUCCCCUGACAAAGACGCUUCGAGGUCAUUUCCAUGGACUGUGGCGAAGACGGUGGCAAGCAUCACGCCAAGUGGUGUCAUUGUCGGAGUAUCGGAUCAACGCUGUUGUUUCGGCAAUCAACGUUCUCGUUGUGGCAGGUCUGCUUUUCGGCGCAAUCUUCAACUUGUACUAUGUUAAGAACGAGGGAAGCAGACUGGGCAUACUGACGGCGUACACGAUCGUCUUCUCUGCGUCGAUCGCGGUCCUAACAGAGGCGAAACGCGCUGAGAUAUUCGGCGCUGCAGCAGCAUAUACGGCAGUCCUCGUGGUCUUUGUUAGUGGCGGACUGGGCAAUCCAGGUACCGCAGCCUGA